GUGAUGGUUGUGUGGCUGUCAUGUUGGCUGGUUCUAUCCAAGCGUCUGGUGACAAUGAAAGCUGAGGUUUGGCCAUCUCCCUUUUUUCUUUCCCUUUUGCUGUAGACAUUGUUCGCAGUGACAUUGCCCUGGAUAAGCAGAAAGGCUGUAAGAUCGCCCAGCAUCCUGACAUAAUGUUGGAGCUACAGAGGGAAAAGGCAGCUCAGAUGCACUUGGUUUUGUUAAAGGAGCAGUUUUCAAACACAUACAGCAACCUCACACUAACAGCCAGGUCUCUAGACAAACUCUAUAACUUUGCUGACUGCUCUGGCCUUCACCUGAUCUUUGCACUGAAUGCUCUGCGCCGAAAUCCCAAUAACUCCUGGAACAGCUCCAACGCGCUCAGCCUGCUGAAGUACAGUGCCAGCAAGAAAUACAACAUCUCCUGGGAGCUGGGCAACGAGCCCAAUAACUACCGGACCUUGAUUGGCCGCUCGGUGAACGGCAGCCAGCUGGGGAAGGACUACAUCCAGCUGAGGAGCCUGCUGCAGCUCAUCCGCACCUAUUCCAGAGCCAACCUCUAUGGGCCGAACAUUGGGAGACCCAGGAAGAAUGUCAUGGCUCUCUUGGAAGGGUUCAUGAAAGUGGCUGGCAGCACAGUGGAUGCUGUUACCUGGCAACAUUACUACAUCGAUGGCCGAGUGGCCAAAGUGACCGACUUCCUGAAAACACGCCUGCUAGACACACUGUCCGACCAGAUCAGGAAAAUCCAGAAAGUUGUGAACACAUACACACCGGGCAAGAAGAUCUGGCUGGAAGGUGUUGGUGCUACCUCUGCUGGAGGCAUGAACAACCUCUCCGAUUCCUAUGCGGCCGGGUUCCUGUGGCUGAACACACUGGGCUUGCUGGCCAGCCAGGGCAUCGAUGUGGUGGUGCGGCACUCCUUCCUUGACCAUGGCCACAACCACUUGGUGGACCAGAACUUCAACCCCCUGCCGGACUACUGGCUGUCCCUGCUGUACAAGCGGCUCAUUGGACCCAAGGUGCUGGCCAUCCACGUGGCCGGUCUGCAGAGGAAGCCCCGGCCAGGCAGGGUGAUCCGUGACAAGCUCCGCAUUUACGCCCACUGCACCAGCUCCCACAACCACAACUACGUGCGGGGCUCCAUCACCCUGUACAUCAUCAACCUGCAUCGCUCCCGGAAGAAAAUCAAGCUGGCGGGGACGCUGCGGGAUAAGAUCGUCCACCAGUACCUGCUGCAGCCCUAUGGCAAAGACGGGCUGCACUCCAAGUCGGUUCAGCUCAACGGGCAGCCUCUGGCCAUGGUGGAUGACGGGACCCUCCCCGAGCUAAAGCCUCGGCCGCUGCGGGCCGGCCGCACGCUGGUCAUCCCCCCGCUGACCAUGAGCUUCUACGUGGUGAAGAACGUGAACGCGUUGGCCUGCCGCUACCGAUAGCCCGCGGCCCGCAGCGGACCCACGGCUCGCUCCCCGGGACGCGCUGCUCUUCGACAGCGCGGAGCGGGCACCGCAUCGCACCUCCUCCCCGCUGCCCGGACGCCCUCCCGCCCGGCACCCUCUCCUCCUACCCCUGCCCGCUCCGACCCGCGCACUGACGGCCAAACUGCGGGGCCCGCGGGGCUCCCGGGAGGGUCGGAGCCGGGCCCGCCCCGCGCGCGGGGAGCUCGCAGCGCGCAUGGAAGCAGCUCCCUCUGCUGCCUCUGCGAGCGCGGCCCGGACGCCGCGGGACGCGGGGAGCCGCGCGGGCGGGGCCACGGCUGUAAAUGUUGGUAAUUAAGUUAAUGAGGCCCGCGGUGACGGGGAGCUCCGCGCAGUGCGGGGCGGAGGCGGUUCAGGCUGCGGGAGCGGGGGGUGCGGGCCGGAGCAGCCGGGACGCGCCGGGACGGAGCGUGAGGACUAAUAAAGCUGCGCUGCCCACCGCGCCCGCCUCUUCUGUUCGCCGCGGGGCGGCACCGGAGCGGGGCGAGAGCGGAAUCGAAGCGGAGCCGGAGCGGAGCGGGGCACCCC
Numida meleagris (helmeted guineafowl) is the source of this 2006-nucleotide messenger RNA. It is a transcript of the gene HPSE2, whose product is annotated as heparanase 2 (inactive). Bases 174 to 1436 code for a protein of 420 amino acids. Gene Ontology annotation, molecular function: hydrolase activity, acting on glycosyl bonds. Gene Ontology annotation, cellular component: membrane; extracellular matrix. The transcript has 10 exons. Lineage: Eukaryota; Metazoa; Chordata; Aves; Galliformes; Numididae. The record is from RefSeq and is a predicted model, not a curated record.